AGCGACGUCGAGGCGCUCAUGGUUGCAGGCGGGCGCCGCCGUUCAGUUCAGGGUCUGAGCCUGGAGGAGUGAGCCAGGCAGUGAGACUGGCUCGGGCGGGCCGGGACGCGUCGUUGCAGCAGCGGCUCCCAGCUCCCAGCCAGGAUUCCGCGCGCCCCUUCACGCGCCCUGCUCCUGAACUUCAGCUCCUGCACAGUCCUCCCCACCGCAAGGCUCAAGGCGCCGCCGGCGUGGACCGCGCACGGCCUCUAGGUCUCCUCGCCAGGACAGCAACCUCUCCCCUGGCCCUCAUGGGCACCGUCAGCUCCAGGCGGUCCUGGUGGCCGCUGCCACUGCUGCUGCUGCUGCUGCUGCUCCUGGGUCCCGCGGGCGCCCGUGCGCAGGAGGACGAGGACGGCGACUACGAGGAGCUGGUGCUAGCCUUGCGUUCCGAGGAGGACGGCCUGGCCGAAGCACCCGAGCACGGAACCACAGCCACCUUCCACCGCUGCGCCAAGGUGCGGGUGUAGGGAUGGGAGGCCGGGGCGAACCCGCAGCCGGGACGGUGCGGUGCUGUUUCCUCUCGGGCCUCAGUUUCCCCCCAUGUAAGAGAGGAAGUGGAGUGCAGGUCGCCGAGGGCUCUUCGCUUGGCACGAUCUUGGGGACUGCAGGCAAGGCGGCGGGGGAGGACGGGUAGUGGGGAGCACGGUGGAGAGCGGGGACGGCCGGCUCUUUGGGGACUUGCUGGGGCGUGCGGCUGCGCUAUUCAGUGGGAAGGUUCGCGGGGUUGGGAGACCCGGAGGCCGAGGAAGGGCGAGCAGAGCACUGCCAGGAUAUCCUGCCCAGAUUUCCCAGUUUCUGCCUCGCCGCGGCACAGGAUCCGUGGAGGUUGCCUGGCACCUACGUGGUGGUGCUGAAGGAGGAGACCCACCUCUCGCAGUCAGAGCGCACUGCCCGCCGCCUGCAGGCCCAGGCUGCCCGCCGGGGAUACCUCACCAAGAUCCUGCAUGUCUUCCAUGGCCUUCUUCCUGGCUUCCUGGUGAAGAUGAGUGGCGACCUGCUGGAGCUGGCCUUGAAGUUGCCCCAUGUCGACUACAUCGAGGAGGACUCCUCUGUCUUUGCCCAGAGCAUCCCGUGGAACCUGGAGCGGAUUACCCCUCCACGGUACCGGGCGGAUGAAUACCAGCCCCCCGACGGAGGCAGCCUGGUGGAGGUGUAUCUCCUAGACACCAGCAUACAGAGUGACCACCGGGAAAUCGAGGGCAGGGUCAUGGUCACCGACUUCGAGAAUGUGCCCGAGGAGGACGGGACCCGCUUCCACAGACAGGCCAGCAAGUGUGACAGUCAUGGCACCCACCUGGCAGGGGUGGUCAGCGGCCGGGAUGCCGGCGUGGCCAAGGGUGCCAGCAUGCGCAGCCUGCGCGUGCUCAACUGCCAAGGGAAGGGCACGGUUAGCGGCACCCUCAUAGGCCUGGAGUUUAUUCGGAAAAGCCAGCUGGUCCAGCCUGUGGGGCCACUGGUGGUGCUGCUGCCCCUGGCGGGUGGGUACAGCCGCGUCCUCAACGCCGCCUGCCAGCGCCUGGCGAGGGCUGGGGUCGUGCUGGUCACCGCUGCCGGCAACUUCCGGGACGAUGCCUGCCUCUACUCCCCAGCCUCAGCUCCCGAGGUCAUCACAGUUGGGGCCACCAAUGCCCAAGACCAGCCGGUGACCCUGGGGACUUUGGGGACCAACUUUGGCCGCUGUGUGGACCUCUUUGCCCCAGGGGAGGACAUCAUUGGUGCCUCCAGCGACUGCAGCACCUGCUUUGUGUCACAGAGUGGGACAUCACAGGCUGCUGCCCACGUGGCUGGCAUUGCAGCCAUGAUGCUGUCUGCCGAGCCGGAGCUCACCCUGGCCGAGUUGAGGCAGAGACUGAUCCACUUCUCUGCCAAAGAUGUCAUCAAUGAGGCCUGGUUCCCUGAGGACCAGCGGGUACUGACCCCCAACCUGGUGGCCGCCCUGCCCCCCAGCACCCAUGGGGCAGGUUGGCAGCUGUUUUGCAGGACUGUAUGGUCAGCACACUCGGGGCCUACACGGAUGGCCACAGCCGUCGCCCGCUGCGCCCCAGAUGAGGAGCUGCUGAGCUGCUCCAGUUUCUCCAGGAGUGGGAAGCGGCGGGGCGAGCGCAUGGAGGCCCAAGGGGGCAAGCUGGUCUGCCGGGCCCACAACGCUUUUGGGGGUGAGGGUGUCUACGCCAUUGCCAGGUGCUGCCUGCUACCCCAGGCCAACUGCAGCGUCCACACAGCUCCACCAGCUGAGGCCAGCAUGGGGACCCGUGUCCACUGCCACCAACAGGGCCACGUCCUCACAGGCUGCAGCUCCCACUGGGAGGUGGAGGACCUUGGCACCCACAAGCCGCCUGUGCUGAGGCCACGAGGUCAGCCCAACCAGUGCGUGGGCCACAGGGAGGCCAGCAUCCACGCUUCCUGCUGCCAUGCCCCAGGUCUGGAAUGCAAAGUCAAGGAGCAUGGAAUCCCGGCCCCUCAGGAGCAGGUGACCGUGGCCUGCGAGGAGGGCUGGACCCUGACUGGCUGCAGUGCCCUCCCUGGGACCUCCCACGUCCUGGGGGCCUACGCCGUAGACAACACGUGUGUAGUCAGGAGCCGGGACGUCAGCACUACAGGCAGCACCAGCGAAGGGGCCGUGACAGCCGUUGCCAUCUGCUGCCGGAGCCGGCACCUGGCGCAGGCCUCCCAGGAGCUCCAGUGACAGCCCCAUCCCAGGAUGGGUGUCUGGGGAGGGUCAAGGGCUGGGGCUGAGCUUUAAAAUGGUUCCGACUUGUCCCUCUCUCAGCCCUCCAUGGCCUGGCACGAGGGGAUGGGGAUGCUUCCGCCUUUCCGGGGCUGCUGGCCUGGCCCUUGAGUGGGGCAGCCUCCUUGCCUGGAACUCACUCACUCUGGGUGCCUCCUCCCCAGGUGGAGGUGCCAGGAAGCUCCCUCCCUCACUGUGGGGCAUUUCACCAUUCAAACAGGUCGAGCUGUGCUCGGGUGCUGCCAGCUGCUCCCAAUGUGCCGAUGUCCGUGGGCAGAAUGACUUUUAUUGAGCUCUUGUUCCGUGCCAGGCAUUCAAUCCUCAGGUCUCCACCAAGGAGGCAGGAUUCUUCCCAUGGAUAGGGGAGGGGGCGGUAGGGGCUGCAGGGACAAACAUCGUUGGGGGGUGAGUGUGAAAGGUGCUGAUGGCCCUCAUCUCCAGCUAACUGUGGAGAAGCCCCUGGGGGCUCCCUGAUUAAUGGAGGCUUAGCUUUCUGGAUGGCAUCUAGCCAGAGGCUGGAGACAGGUGCGCCCCUGGUGGUCACAGGCUGUGCCUUGGUUUCCUGAGCCACCUUUACUCUGCUCUAUGCCAGGCUGUGCUAGCAACACCCAAAGGUGGCCUGCGGGGAGCCAUCACCUAGGACUGACUCGGCAGUGUGCAGUGGUGCAUGCACUGUCUCAGCCAACCCGCUCCACUACCCGGCAGGGUACACAUUCGCACCCCUACUUCACAGAGGAAGAAACCUGGAACCAGAGGGGGCGUGCCUGCCAAGCUCACACAGCAGGAACUGAGCCAGAAACGCAGAUUGGGCUGGCUCUGAAGCCAAGCCUCUUCUUACUUCACCCGGCUGGGCUCCUCAUUUUUACGGGUAACAGUGAGGCUGGGAAGGGGAACACAGACCAGGAAGCUCGGUGAGUGAUGGCAGAACGAUGCCUGCAGGCAUGGAACUUUUUCCGUUAUCACCCAGGCCUGAUUCACUGGCCUGGCGGAGAUGCUUCUAAGGCAUGGUCGGGGGAGAGGGCCAACAACUGUCCCUCCUUGAGCACCAGCCCCACCCAAGCAAGCAGACAUUUAUCUUUUGGGUCUGUCCUCUCUGUUGCCUUUUUACAGCCAACUUUUCUAGACCUGUUUUGCUUUUGUAACUUGAAGAUAUUUAUUCUGGGUUUUGUAGCAUUUUUAUUAAUAUGGUGACUUUUUAAAAUAAAAACAAACAAACGUUGUCCUAA
Homo sapiens (human) is the source of this 3996-nucleotide messenger RNA. It is a transcript of the gene PCSK9, whose product is annotated as proprotein convertase subtilisin/kexin type 9. Gene Ontology annotation, biological process: neurogenesis; kidney development; cellular response to starvation. Gene Ontology annotation, molecular function: low-density lipoprotein particle binding; apolipoprotein binding; low-density lipoprotein particle receptor binding. Gene Ontology annotation, cellular component: extracellular region; cytoplasm; endoplasmic reticulum. The transcript is spliced from 12 exons. The coding region runs from base 1025 to 2728 and encodes 567 amino acids. The record is from RefSeq and is marked reviewed. Lineage: Eukaryota; Metazoa; Chordata; Mammalia; Primates; Hominidae.